CCUUUAUGGAUUGGGCCUCCGGUUCCCCACGCCUUAUGGGCCGUGGAGCAGAUCAUAUAAAGAGGUUACAUCCAGCUAUAGCGCCGGACACCCAGAGGGCACCUGGAGGAGGACCGCAGGAAACAGAGAUGGCUUCAUUAAUGUGGGGACUGGUGUGCGUUAUCGGCGUUGUCCUGGCACCGGGAUCUUUUGGCACUUUCUCACGGCCCCGGUCGCACAUUACGCCCCCAAUUCCACGAGUGUCCCCGCAGGUGCCCCCGAAGUUCUAUGGGCGCCUCGACGAUAACAGAUCUACUGACCAAACCUUCGACGAAGCACUAAAUGACGAAAAAUUUCAGCAGCUCCAGGCGGAUGAUUUCACCGUCCGAGGAGUCCAGGAGCGGCGGAAGGCGCGAGCAGAUGCUGGCACGUAUUCCACAUCUCAGCCACUACAAAAAAGCCCAAAGCUGCUUUCACCGCUGCAAGACAAAGCUGCACCACUUGGAUCCUGGAAGCCUGCUGGAGACCCCAGAGUAUCAUCGUCAUCCAUGAGAACUAAUGCAGCAACAAGAACCAACUGCAGAAAUCGACCAAUAGAUCUGGUUUUCAUCAUUGACAGCUCCCGCAGUGUACGCCCUGCUGAGUUUGAAAAAGCCAAGGAAUUCCUGGUGGACAUGGUGGACAGUUUGGCCAUUGGCUCUGAUGCCACUCGAGUAGGCCUCGUCAAUUAUGCCAGCACCGUGCAAAUCGAGUUUCUGCUGAACACAUAUUCUGACAAGUCUCAUGUGAAGCAGGCACUGGCCCGUGUUGAGCCCCUUGCUUCAGGCACCAUGACAGGGAUGGCCAUUAAGACGGCCAUGGACAAAGCUUUCACCAUGGAGGCAGGAGCCCGAGCUGGCUCCGCAAGCAUCGCCAAGGUGGCCAUCAUAGUGACAGAUGGGAGGCCCCAGGACAAGGUGGAGGAAGUGUCAGCAUCAGCACGAGCAGCGGGGAUCGAGAUCUACGCUGUGGGAGUAGACAGAGCUGAUGUGGCGUCUCUCCGACUCAUGGCCAGCCAACCUUAUGAUGACCAUGUCUUCUAUGUGGAGACCUAUGGUGUCAUAGAGAAGCUCACUUCAAAAUUUAGGGAAACUUUGUGUGGUAAGGAUGACGAUGAUGAUGAUGGUGAUGAUGGGAGUGAGGAUAAACGUGUAGAUCCUGGAAGUGAUGAUUACAGCCUAGAUAGCAGGAAGGACGGUAACAGAAUAAAUGAGCAUGAUGAUAAAGGAAACAACGGUUUGGAGCCAUGUGCUCAGGGACACAACUGCCAGCAUAUUUGUGUCAACAGUGGCGACUCGUACAACUGCAAGUGUCGCCCGGGCUACAUCCUUAACCUGGACAAGAAAACAUGCUCACGUUCAGAUCCAUGCGCCCGGGGAAAUGACUGCCAACACAUUUGUAUCAACAAUGAUGACUCGUACACCUGCAAGUGUCGAGUUGGCUAUGUACUGAAUGUGGACCAGAAAACAUGCUCACGUUCUGAUCCAUGUGCCCAUGGUCAUGAUUGCCAGCACACUUGUGUUAACAGUGAUGACUCAUACAUCUGCAAAUGUCGAGUGGGAUAUGUAUUGAAUCCAGAUAAGAAAACAUGCUCACGUUCAGAUACAUGUCCCCAGGGACAUGACUGCCAGCAUGUUUGUUUCAGCACUGGUGAUUCAUACAUGUGCAAAUGUAAAAUGGGAUACAUAUUGAAUCCAGACCAGAAAACAUGCUCACGGUUGGACUUAUGUGCAAAAGGACAUGAUUGCCAGCACAUUUGUGUCCACAGUGACGAUUCGUAUGUCUGUGAAUGUCACGUGGGAUAUGUUUUGAAUGCAGACCAGAAAACAUGCUCACGGUUGGACUUAUGUGCAAAAGGACAUGAUUGCCAGCACAUUUGUGUCCACAGUGACGAUUCGUAUGUCUGUGAAUGUCACGUGGGAUAUGUUUUGAAUGCAGACCAGAAAACAUGCUCACGUUCCAGUUCAGAUGCGUGUGCCCAGGGACAUGACUGCCAGCACAUAUGUGUUAAUAGUGGGAAUUCAUACAUCUGCAAAUGUCGAGUGGGAUAUGUGCUGAACGUGGAUCAGAAAACCUGCUCACGUUCAGAUGCUUGCGCUCAGGGACAUGACUGCCAGCAUGUUUGUAUCAACAAUGGUGUUUCUUACACAUGCAAGUGUCGAGAAGGAUAUGUGUUGAAUACAGACCAGAAAACAUGUUCCCAGGAAAUGAGGAGUGAAAUAACCGAGGAUGCCUGCAUGUGUGAAGCUCAGAUUGUGUUCCAGAAAAAAGUACAGUCAACCAUUCAGGAGCUGAGCAGAAAACUCAAUGAACUCUCAGACAAAGUGAAUCAGAUUGAAAGCCACCAGCAAUAUUAAGAGCAGCAAUACCAUCAGAGGGCAAGUGCAGAGCAUGCAUUGCAUCCAGCUUCACGACCCAUGGGAGUCAACCUGUAAACAUCUGUAAACUGGAAUGUUAACAUUUCAGUGAAAGUGUGCGUGGUUUUGAUUUUUGUCAUAUUAAAUCUGGAUUUUUUUUUUAGAAUUUGCUGCCCAAUCUGUUUUUACUUUUUACUUUUGCUGUAAAGUCAGGUAAAACUGGUGUACAUGUUUACAUAUACCUGGGUUCCUAUUCAAAUAUGGAUGACAACUUAUUUAUCAACAUGUAGUCAACUAAACAUCUCUGCUUCUAUAAUUGUUGUUUAUUCAGUAGACAGCCUAUUACUUUCCUAUUGUGCAUACGCUACUUUGAGAGCUUUUCUAUGUCAGUGAAGUGUAGCUCUUGGCAGAACACUCAGCCUCCAUAGCAGAAAGAUAUAAGAUAAUCUCUUAUGCAACAAGAGUUUUAUAGUCGUCCGUCAGAUUGCAGCAUUAUAAAAAAGACCAAAAAUGAAGCCUGAUUCAACAGGCUCAUGGCAUGUUACAUCACAGUGAUUUAUUAUAUUCCCUCUCUUUGAUACCUGGAUUGUUUGAUAACCUUUUUAUUAUGAUUAUAAUUAUCGUUUUGCUUGCACAAAUGUGAUUAGUAAUUACUAUUUUGUUUGAAGGAGAUGGAAAGUAGUUCCAAGAGUUUAAGUAUUACCAACUCUUCCAGUACUUUGCACACUUGGCCAUGAAAGUCUGUUUUCGUGAAAAGUUUUAAAAACCUGACAUACUGUACAUACAUGUGCUGUUUAAAUAGACGACCAUAUGCAUGACAUAAUGUAUAUUCGUACUUAACUGUCUGUAUAUUGAUUUUGUAAAGGGUAUUUAGUGGCACAUGAAAAAUAAAUUUUCUGAAACAAAGGA
Molecule: messenger RNA, 3284 nt
Organism: Oreochromis niloticus (Nile tilapia)
Lineage: Eukaryota; Metazoa; Chordata; Actinopteri; Cichliformes; Cichlidae
Product: matrilin-3
Exons: 13
Coding region: 6-2375 (789 amino acids)
Molecular function (GO): calcium ion binding
Source: RefSeq, a predicted model, not a curated record